Molecule: messenger RNA, 981 nt
Organism: Meloidogyne enterolobii
Lineage: Eukaryota; Metazoa; Nematoda; Chromadorea; Rhabditida; Meloidogynidae
Source: the annotation of a GenBank genome assembly
AUGAGUUUAUCAUCUUUAUUUCGAAAAAUUGGUUUUAUAGUUGGCAAAAGGCCCAAAACUAUUUUUUUAACAAAUUUAUUUUUAUUCCUCCCAUCAUUAUCUUAUUAUUUAAUUAAUGACAUUAAAGUCGAAACUGAUGUAAGGAGAGGGUUUUCCCCUAAGAAUGGAAGGGCAACGGUUGAAUCGAAGGCAUUUGCUGAAUUCUAUAAUGUCUCUAUAGACGGAGUAGAUCUUGUUUUGAUCUUUUUGGAACCAAAAACUUCAGACAAACGCUUGAUUAUGAAUGAUAAAUUGCUUUCAGAUGUGGAGAUUUUAGAUCGUUAUAUAAAAGAACUUUCUAUGGAAAUUAAAAUUGAUGGAUUUUCUGAAGGAAAAAAUGAUAGUCAAAGAGUUGUUCGUUUAAAGGAUUUUAAGACCAGCAAAGGUGAUAUGAAUUAUCUUUUUCACGCAUUUAAAUGGGCAUAUCAAUUACAAAGUACAUCACUUUUAUUAACCUCAGAAUCAAAUAAACAAAUUAAUUUGGACUUUCCAAUAUCUCAAAUCUAUGGUUUUGAUGUUCUUUUGGAUUCUCAUUUUUUUGGUGUUAAAUUGAGAGAAGGAAAUAAUUCAGAGAAGUUUCCCUCAAAAAUUGAAUCUGUGGAAACUAUUGGAAUUUAUUAUUUACUUGACGGAAACAAUAAAAAUAAAAAUCAAAUGGGAAUACUAAAUAAUUUGGAAUUAAAAUUUUUCAAUAAUAUAAAUAAUGGAGAUUUAAAGGAUUUAACUUUCAAAAUUUUAAUUUAUACUGAUCAAUUAGCUAAUUAUGAAAUGAUGAGGAGUGCUAAGAAAAUUACAAGUUUGUUGGGCAUUGGGGUGGUUGCAAUGAUUUUAUUUUUGGUUGUAGCUUUUUGGCAUUUUAAUUGGAAAUCUCAGGCAAUUUUUUAUAAAACAAUUAACCAAGAAAUAAUGCAUAGAUCAGGGAACAAGCUUCCCGUUUCCUGA